Micromonas commoda is the source of this 481-nucleotide messenger RNA. RefSeq lists its product with no specific name. Bases 6 to 404 code for a protein of 132 amino acids. The record is from RefSeq and is a predicted model, not a curated record. Lineage: Eukaryota; Viridiplantae; Chlorophyta; Mamiellophyceae; Mamiellales; Mamiellaceae. The transcript is spliced from 3 exons.
AGAACAUGUCGGGAGUGUUAAAGGUGGUCCGCGCCACGGGCCUUCUCAGGGCGGUGUCCCACGCCCCGGGCACGCAGGUCGGAGGCAUUCGCAACCUGCACGUCACCGCCGCGUCCAGGGCGGGCAUGGGCACGCCAGUUCCCGCGCACGAGGUCCCAACCGCUGAGCUGCCGGAGGAGAGCGAGCUCACCUGGGACUGCGGCGACGCAUACCCCGAGCCCGCGUUGGACGUGGUACCCCCGCACAUCGUCAAACCCGCGGAGGCGGCGGCGUAUCUCUUCGGCGGGCUCGGCGUGUUCUACUCAAUCUACAGCCUCGCCAAGGUUGUCGACAAGCCGUCCACGCAGCCGUUCGCGGACAAGCAGUUCCCGUUCGAUAACCUCAAGACGGAGCUCGGAAAGUGAUCGGAAAGUGAUCCGUCCGUCGCGGGGGUGGGUGUAAUCUUUUAGCCUAACGUUGUAUCUCUAUUCCUUCACACGAC